UGCCAAAGUGUUCUCCCCUGCGACUCACCACAAUAAAUUUCGCUACUGUACAAAUUUCUCCUAGCGCCUCAGUUGAGAAAGGUGUGCCUCCUGGCCUAAAACAAGUUCUGAUGAACGCCCAAAGAAACAGCUAGAAGUCGUAAGUUCGCGACCGUCUGCUGAGCCGAGCCGGCUAUAGAUAUUACAGCGGGAGACCAUCUAUGUUUAUCCCACCAUCUCCAUCGAGAGUGAGCAUGUACAACAACACGAAGAUACUAUUGGUACUGUUGAUACUACUACCAGACUUUACUGUUAGCAUCAACCUAUCGUCCACUCAAAAUGGCGAAGGAGCAUGUCUCGGAGAUGUUCUGAUCUUUAGAUGUACUGUGACUGGAUUUGGGACACUUGUAUGGUAUCUGGGUACUGUUCGCGUGAAACACUUUACUGUACAGGAUGAACCAGGGAGUGAACCAGGCCCAGGGUCAUUACCUGAUGUGGCUAACGUAACUCUGGUCAAUGUAGACAAAGACCCAACACAUCCACUGUUAGGAAACCUCACUUCUGACCUUACUGUGGUUGUUAGCAAUAAUACCGUUGAGAAAUAUGUGAACUGCAGUAAUGGCCGAAAAAGCAAAGAGAUUCUCAUCAAGAAGCAAUUGGUACAAUUACCAAUUGUCAUCAAGGAAAACAUCACAGGUGGUAUUGGUGAGUACUCAUUCAGACUGCAGUUACAGGCUCAAAACAGAUUGUACUCAUUAAACCUCUACAACAAUGACACUCCUGUCAUGAACUUUACAGCAGAAGGUUUGGAUGUUUCCAUACCAGGCUUGAAAUAUAAUACCAGAUACAGCUUUGUUAUGACCAAUGUCAACUGUUUUAAUGAAGAAAACACCACGACACUGGAGAUUUCACAAGCUGGCUGCAGAGCUCCACCAUCACCAGUCAAUGGUAGUAUUGAGGAGUACAGGAGUACAGAGGAGGGAGCAGAGAUCCAGUUCCACUGUCAUGAUGGAUACACUCCUAAUGAGUGGAUGUCAUCUCAAUGUCUCAACUCAUCAUGGUCCCCUCACUCAAUGGACCUUGUCUGUGUCUUAACACCACCACCUAAACUGCCAAACAAGAAUUGUUCAUUGAGGGACUUGUCUCCCUCUCUGGUUGAGGAGAACAGAGUGUGUGGGUCAGUGAGUGGUGGUGGGGUGUGUUACAGUGGAGACAGUGUAGGAUCAGUGGCAGUCUACUUCUGUGAUGAUGGCUAUAGUCUAGAGGGAGACACUACCAGAGAAUGUCUCUCUAGUGGCCUCUGGAAUGGUACCACACCGCGAUGUGUGGAGAGAGAAGAAUGUAUCUGUGAUGAUAUUGGCAGCUGUUCAGGGGUUAAUGAACCAGCAGUUGUUGGCAGUACUGUGUGCAGUAUUGCUAUUGGAGUUCUACUGGGAGUGGUGGGACUGUACCUCAUACAGAGAGUGAGGGGCCAGGAUGUCUGGCCCCACCUCCUCCUCUCCCCCUCCCCUCCCUCCACCAGUCACCUAUGAGGAGGUGGGUGUGGCAAGAGAGGUCAAGAGUUCACAAGACAUUCAGCUGACCUCCAAUGAG
Geodia barretti is the source of this 1572-nucleotide messenger RNA. The record is from the annotation of a GenBank genome assembly. NCBI's taxonomy places the organism in Eukaryota, Metazoa, Porifera, Demospongiae, Tetractinellida, Geodiidae.